Messenger RNA from Acanthopagrus latus (yellowfin seabream), 686 nucleotides. Its product is annotated as gamma-crystallin M3-like. Gene Ontology annotation, biological process: lens development in camera-type eye; visual perception. The coding region runs from base 150 to 686 and encodes 178 amino acids. The transcript is spliced from 3 exons. Lineage: Eukaryota; Metazoa; Chordata; Actinopteri; Spariformes; Sparidae. The record is from RefSeq and is a predicted model, not a curated record. Gene Ontology annotation, molecular function: structural constituent of eye lens.
AGGCUUCUAUGGCAUGUUGCUGGGUCAGGGAUUUGCACAAUAGAAGCCCUACAUACUUUUUUCACAUUGAGCAGGUAUAAAAGUAACGGUUACCACUGACAGAAACACACAGCAGCCACAGCUCAGUCCUGAGGAACAACCAACCAACCAUGACCAUGGGCAAGAUCAUCUUCUACGAGGACAGGAACUUCCAGGGUCGCCACUAUGAGACCAGCAGCGACUGCCCUGAGCUGACCUCCUACCUGAGCAGGUGCCACUCCUGCAGGGUGGAGAGCGGCUGCUUCAUGGUCUACGACCGCUCCAACUACAUGGGAAACCAGUAUUUCAUGAGGAGGGGCGAGUACGCUGACUACAUGAGCAUGAUGGGAAUGUCAGACUGCAUCAGGUCUUGCCGUAUGAUCCCCAUGCACAGGGGAUCCUACAGGAUGAAGAUCUACGAGAGGGAGAACUUCGGUGGUCAGAGUUACGAGCUGAUGGACGACUGCGACAACAUCAUGGACCGCUACCGUAUGUCUGACUGCAUGUCCUGCAACGUGAUGGACGGCCACUGGCUGAUGUACGAGCAGCCCCAAUUCAGAGGCAGGAUGAUGUACCUGAGGCCCGGAGAGUACAGGAGCUUCAGGGACAUGGGCAUGAGUGGCAGCAGGUUCAUGAGCAUGAGGCGUAUCAGGGAUUCCUGCAACUAA